AUGCGGCGCCAGUGUUUGAGGCUGCAAACCACGUCUCUUUGCAGUCAAUCGACUGAGGUACCGCGGAAGCAACAGGAUAGCAGCCGAGUGGAGGAAGAGGAGAGUGAAAGUGAGGGUCCGGAGUACAUUCCCCUUAGAAAGGCCAAAAAUCCCAUGAUGAAGAUUGGCUAUGCGUGGAUGAUAGGCCUCCCUACUGGUAUUAUUGGCUUCCUGCUGGUCAAGCGGCAAGUGGACAAGAACCGUUUAAAGCAGUUGAAAGCUCGACAGAGGAUGCAAAGGUCAAACGAAGGGGACUACGAAGGAAGCCGCUACCGCAAAACUGCUGAGAAUGUUAAACUUGACCAGUAA
Nerophis lumbriciformis (worm pipefish) is the source of this 348-nucleotide messenger RNA. The record is from RefSeq and is a predicted model, not a curated record. Lineage: Eukaryota; Metazoa; Chordata; Actinopteri; Syngnathiformes; Syngnathidae.